GUGGAAAAAAAUAAAAAGGGAUUUUCGCUGAUGAAGUGGUUCUGGUUCUGGCUAUAAGUUUGUAAAGUUUAUAAUAAUUAAAUACGCGUUUAUAUCGAAAUUUGUACUGCCGACAAAACUUACGUGACAGUGUCAAUGGAAUAGAAAAUUGCACUAGCUACUUCCUUCUACAAAAUACUGCAUUGAAAGUUGAAGCCGUGACAAUAGCCACAUCGUAAUAACGGGAUUUCUUGAAGGAACAAGUUAGAUACUUGAAAAUCACAAAAUGUGGUUCUCGAAAGAUGUUCACAGAAUACUGAUUGCCGUAGUGCUGGUUCUGGCGGUUAGCUUGCCGCUGGUUGUGCAAUCGGCCUCUAUAGGAAAUAACCAGGCUACUCCAGGAACGAUCCUAGGGAACAAAACAGAGAUCAAGGUUGCUAUUGCCGACCGGGCAUAUUUACAGGAUAAAACCAAGUUCAAGUUUUUGCAAUCAUGUGAAGGAAAUGUUGCAAUAGAUAAUCAAUUGAUAUGUCAACUGUAUAUGGAUCUUACUACGACACUAGCUGAACGAGAAGAAAUACGAGUUUCCGUAAUCGAAAAAAUGCUGUCGGAAAAACAAGAAUCAACCAUUUGCGGCAAUCUCUCCGAUAUAAUCCAAAAGAUCAAUGAUCUAGAUGCAAACACAGAUUUUGCAAGCGAGCCAGAACAGAACAAACGAAAACGACUGGCAAAUAAGGGAAUUUGUAUGCUAUCAUGUACCAGGAUGGUAAAUGAAACCGACGUAGAAGUGAAACCGAUUUGCCGAAUGUUGCUGUGGGGUUUCCAGCAGCUGUUAUCCUCGGAGAUAAAACUUUCAGAGAGUACAAACGAUAGUCCAGUGAAGUUGGAACAAGAGGAGAAACAACACGAGGAACAAGAGGAGAAACAACACGACGACUUGAAGAAAACUGUGAAUGAUACCAUCAAAAGUGGAAUUCAUGGCCAAAAUGUAAAUAGUAUUCCACUUAACAUGAAUGAAACUAAUAGAGAAGUGUCCAAUAAGGACGUGAACGCGCAAAAAGCAAAUCCUACCGGUAAAUCCCUGCCUUCGUUAGAGGCAUCGAAGGUUACUCCAUCGAACGAUGAGACGCAGGAGGAUGAUCAGAUGGAUAGCAUGGAGGACGAAAAAGACAAGGAGAAUAAUGAAAAUAUAGUAAACGAAACGCUCGACACGCAAAGAAGAGAAGAUGACAUUGGUGAUGACCCAACCGAAGACCAGAAUAACGAAUUUGGAGAUGAUCCUGUAAAUGAGCCCCAACCACAGCCGCAACAACCGAAGCCGCUGCCUGGAUCGAAUGACAACAAUCUGGAUGAAGUCCAAUUGGAAGAGAUUCACGAGGAUCCAUUUUUCGAAGAAAGUGAUUCGAACUUCUUUUCAUAUUUUUUGCUUCUUAUGUUUGCUUGUAUUGCUUGCUACGUUGCGUAUCACAACAAAACAAAACUUAUUGCCCUGCUACUGGAAGGCCGAAGAACUAAUUCCAGCCGAGGAGGGUUCAGCAAAGGGCGUAAGCACACAGCGGCUUAUCGAAAACUGGAUUCAAAUCUUGAAGAAGCGAUUACGUCUAGUGCGGCGACAAACAGUCGCUCGCCAUCGCAGAUCAUCUAUUAGACGGUUAAUGGCUUUCCUUCUUGGGUAAAGCCAAAACUAUGGGAAACAGGCAAAUGUUUUCCACGAAUUUAGCCAGGUUUAGGUUUGUAAUGCAAAACAUAUCACCAGCUUUGCUUUCGUUUCAUGUGCAAUCAUCACAUAGUGCUGUCUAACCACGAAUCAUAUUCUUGAUUGCCUUACCAUCAAUCACAUAAUAGCUCUCGUGUAUUUAUUAGUUUGCAUUAGAAAAAAAAAAGAUUUCUUGUGUUUGUUCUAUCGAAUACGUGAUACACAAACAUGCUACACAAGAAUAGGUAUUAUACCACGCAAGCCUUCAAUAGGGUUCGAACCGUGAGUGAUGAAAUUAGCGAUAUAAUUUUAUGCAUUAACAACCGUUGUAUGCUCAAGAUUUUGUGUCUUCAUUUGGAUAUCACCUGCUCAGUUGAUGCUAGCCGUCACAUCAAAAGAGCAAUCAAAAUGUACAUAAACAUAUAGAAGAUAAUUCGCUGCUGGAUGUAAUUCCUAUGAUGUCGUUAGUAGGAAUGUUCUGUUCUUCGGUGAAUUCGUCUGCGUUGCGUGAUUCCUUAGGUUAUAAAG
This is a messenger RNA of Sabethes cyaneus, 2203 nucleotides long. Its product is annotated as trans-Golgi network integral membrane protein 1-like. NCBI's taxonomy places the organism in Eukaryota, Metazoa, Arthropoda, Insecta, Diptera, Culicidae. The record is from RefSeq and is a predicted model, not a curated record. The transcript is spliced from 2 exons. Bases 266 to 1627 code for a protein of 453 amino acids.